This is a messenger RNA of Phycodurus eques (leafy seadragon), 1981 nucleotides long. It is a transcript of the gene dnajc3a, whose product is annotated as DnaJ (Hsp40) homolog, subfamily C, member 3a. Gene Ontology annotation, molecular function: protein-folding chaperone binding; misfolded protein binding. The record is from RefSeq and is a predicted model, not a curated record. The transcript is spliced from 12 exons. Bases 24 to 1673 code for a protein of 549 amino acids. Gene Ontology annotation, cellular component: endoplasmic reticulum. Gene Ontology annotation, biological process: protein folding in endoplasmic reticulum. Lineage: Eukaryota; Metazoa; Chordata; Actinopteri; Syngnathiformes; Syngnathidae.
ACGAGGAAAGGAAAGCCUCCUCGAUGAUUCCUCCAGCUCGCCGCUUCGCUGAGCUGUCAACACAUGGGACUGCGAAACGCUGUCGCCGUAACGUCGCUUUGGUUUUUAACACUUGUCACCUCGCGAACGGACACCGAGAGCCACUCGAGUGGGAUUUAGCCAUGGUUUCCAUGGAGCACGUGGCUCACAAGAUACUAACUUACUUGCCAUACGUUCUUGUUUUGAUGGACAUGCGAUACGAAGGAGUCAAGUGUGGCAGAGAGGGGAGCGUGGACCAUCACAUGGAGAUGGGCAAGAAGCUGCUAGCAGCCGGACAACUAGCCGACGCUCUCUCUCACUUCCACGCCGCUGUGGAUGGAGAUCCAAAGAACUACUUGGCCUAUUACAGGAGAGCCACGGUGUAUCUGGCCAUGGGGAAGUCCAAGUCAGCGCUGCCAGAUUUGAGCAGAGUCAUCGAACUCAAACCUGACUUCACAUCUGCGCGGCUCCAGAGGGGAAACCUGCUCCUGAAGCAAGGCAAGCUGGAUGAAGCAGAGAGUGACUUCCGGCAAGUGUUAAAGGUGCACCCUAGUGACAAAGAGGCGACCGAGGCCCGCAAUCAGCUGACAAAAUCCGACGAGAUCCAGCGUAUGGUGGCUCAGGCGCGGCGGAGCUACGACGGCAAAGACUACGCGGCGGCCGCUGCCCAGCUCGACGCCGUCAUCGAGACUUGUGUUUGGGACGUGAGCUCUCGCGAGAUGCGCGCCGAGUGCUUCAUUCAGAUGGGCGAGAUGGGGAAGGCCAUCGCCGACCUGAAGGUCUCCUCCAAGUUGAGGAAUGACAACACGCACGCCUUCUACCAACUCAGCACCAUCUACUACGACCUGGGAGACCACGAGAUGUCGCUCAAUGAGGUGCGCGAGUGCCUAAAGCUGGACCCUGAUCACAAGCAGUGCUUCAGUCACUACAAGCAGGUCAAGAAGCUCAACAAACAGAUCCAGUCUGCCGAGGAACUCAUCCAAGAGCAUAGGUACGAGGAAGCUGUGAGUAAAUACGAGGCGGUGAUGAAGACUGAGCCCAACGUAGCGCAUUUCACCAUCCUGGCUAAGGAGCGCAUCUGCCACGCGUUGACACACGGCCAGCAGAAGCCCAUCAAAGCCAUCUCGGUGUGCGGCCAAGUCCUCCAGUCGGACCCGCACAACGUCGAAGUGUUGAAGGACAGGGCCGAGGCCUACAUCCAGAAUGAACAGUAUGAGGAGGCUGUUAAGGAUUACGAAAGUGCGUCCCAACACAGCGACAGCGACCGUCAGAUCAAAGAAGGUCUGGAAAAAGCCCAGCGCCUCCUCAAGCAGUCUCAGAAGAGAGACUACUACAAGAUCUUGGGAGUGAAAAGGACGGCCCAGAAGAAGGAGAUCAUCAAAGCGUAUCGAAAGCUGGCGCAACAGUGGCACCCGGACAAUUUCCAGGAUCCGGAAGAAAAGAAGAAUGCAGAGAAGAGGUUCAUAGACAUCGCUCAGGCCAAGGAGGUCCUAACCGACCCAGAGAAGAGAACCAAGUUUGACCAGGGCGUAGACCCCCUGGACCCAGAGAGCCAGCAGGGUCACCACGGGGGCGGUGGCGGCCAUCAUCACUUCCAGGGUGGCUUCAACCCGUUCGGAUCGGGGCCCUUCAACUUCAAAUUUAACUUCAACUAAGGAACAUUGAUGCUCAGACUUCAUCAUUUCCUUUUUUUUUUUUUUUUUUAAAAAGGGAGAAUGCCGGCCCACGUCUUAAUUAAAGCAGUUUGUUGACGUGCAAACUCCAUUUUGAAUACGACAUGUUGCCAUGCAAACAAAAAGGAGCUUUUUACCUACCGGGAGCAAAAGGGUUCAUUCUAAAGUAAGUUUUCUCUUCUGAUGCACAUCCAUUCAGGAAAAUCAUUUUGUACGUGCUGUACACUACUAUUUUUAUAUGACUGGAAUGUGUCUUGACCUGUAAAUAAAGAGCUUAUUUAUGUAUAUUA